Messenger RNA from Clupea harengus (Atlantic herring), 1829 nucleotides. RefSeq names its product arginine vasopressin receptor 2b, tandem duplicate, 1 (gene avpr2b.1). NCBI's taxonomy places the organism in Eukaryota, Metazoa, Chordata, Actinopteri, Clupeiformes, Clupeidae. Gene Ontology annotation, biological process: G protein-coupled receptor signaling pathway; positive regulation of vasoconstriction; cellular response to hormone stimulus. Gene Ontology annotation, cellular component: plasma membrane. Gene Ontology annotation, molecular function: vasopressin receptor activity; peptide binding. The record is from RefSeq and is a predicted model, not a curated record.
AGGGAAGGUAAUGCAAUGCCGCGGUGCUGAAGGAAAGCUCCUCCUCCUGGAAUAAAAGCCCAACAUGCGCAACUUUUUAUUCACACUCCACCGUUCAGAAGGGGGUUCUACGCGCAAACCUUUCCCUUACAGAAUUUUGAAAUAUUUUACCAUCUUGACCAUUUUUGUUGAUUUUGGCGCGUUGUAGUCUACUAAAAACGACUGAGAAUGUAGAGUAAAUAGGUUCCGUCACACUGGCUUCUUGGUCAUCAUAAAGGGUCAAAAAGAAAAAAAUGUUUCCCUUCACGUCAAAUGCAACUAAUUUCAGUUUAACACCGGAAACUAACGCUGAUAACCCGCGAGAUGAAAGUCUGGCGCGAGUUGAAAUAGCGGUUCUCAGCACCAUCUUCCUCUGCGCUGCAGCGCUGAACUUUGGGCUCCUGUUGGUUCUUUGGAGGAGAAGAAAACAGAUGUCUCGAAUGCGCGUAUUCGUCUUUCAUUUGUGCCUGGCGGACCUUGUCGUCACUUUUUUUCAGGUGUGCCCUCAAUUAAUAUGGGAUAUAACCGACAGAUUCAGCGGUCCUGACGUGUUAUGCCGGUUGGUGAAGUACCUCCAGGUGGUUGGCAUGUUCGCCUCUACUUACAUGAUCGUGGUUAUGACCAUUGACCGCUAUCAAGCCAUCUGCAAUCCCAUGGUCACUUUCCAGCGACGCCGUGCGCGAUGGAACAUCCCUGUUUGCAUCGCAUGGGGCAUCUCGUUUGUCGGCAGCCUCCCCCAAAUCUUCAUCUUUUCUAAAGUUGAGAUUGCCCCUGGGGUUUUCGAGUGCUGGGCUAACUUCAUACAGCCAUGGGGGCUGAAGACAUACAUAACCUGGACAACUCUAGUCAUCUUCGUGUUGCCCAUACUGACUGUCAUUGUGUGCCAGGUGCGCAUUUGUAGAGCAAUUCAAAUAAACCUCCACAUGAAAACGCGCCAGGAUGGGGAGGACGCUAUCAAGCAACCACUGCCAUCCAGAGCCAGCAGUGUCGCUGGGGUGUCUAAAGCAAGGAUUAAAACAGUGAAAAUGACUAUAGUGAUAGUGCUUGCCUACAUUAUCUGCUGGUCUCCAUUCUUUACCGUUCAGAUGUGGUCAGUUUGGGAUGAAGACGCACCAACUGAAAGUGCGGUAUUUACCAUCCUCAUGUUGUUGUCCAGUCUGAACAGCUGUGCCAACCCUUGCAUCUAUCUCCUCUUCAGUGGGAAGUUUCCAAAAAGCAUCAUGGCACUUCUGUGUAUGGAAGACGGCAGGGUUAAGGACUCUAUCCCAGAUGAGGCAACAGUGGUCAGCUCACUGUACAUGAGCCUAAAGAGUUUAUCGGAAACCAGGUGAGCCGGUCAGAUUUCGGUCCAUGUUUAGGAGCAACAUUUCUUCGAACAUGUACGAACAGACUAUACAUACUGCCUUGGAAAAACAGUUGCAAGUUGUUUUUCCUGUAAAACGCACUCUCCGUGAUCUGUUUGAGUGGGGAAUUGCUGUAAAUAGCGCCUACUGAAAAGUUAAAGUCUUAAAAUGAAAUAUGUUUUCCAUUGUGCGUAUCGACAUUGCGUCAAGUAAUCUAUAUUUAUAUGCUUGUUAUGUAGGCUAGUCUUUUCAAUGCAUGGCAACCUGUGAACUUAACUGCGCAGAAUAGUGGUGGAAAAAACGUGCUAAAUGACUUCAAUCAUUUUAUAAGGCAGUCGCAUUUGUGUGAAGAUUUUCACAGUCAACAUGUUUAAUGUGAUAGGAUAACUUACUCGAACUGUGUCAUUGUUGCCACAAUCGUUAGCGCAUCAUUUUGCUCCUACUGUGUUCAAUAAAGAGUCAACAAUU